Messenger RNA from Salvelinus fontinalis (brook trout), 5289 nucleotides. RefSeq names its product gap junction gamma-1 protein-like. NCBI's taxonomy places the organism in Eukaryota, Metazoa, Chordata, Actinopteri, Salmoniformes, Salmonidae. The record is from RefSeq and is a predicted model, not a curated record. The coding region runs from base 1089 to 2552 and encodes 487 amino acids. Gene Ontology annotation, cellular component: connexin complex. Gene Ontology annotation, biological process: cell communication. The transcript is spliced from 2 exons.
UGACGGGCACGCGCACUGUCAAAGAUGCGCAACAUCCCACUGUCCUUUCGCAUCACAUCGACAUCACUGCGCUUCUGACAGAAAAUCGAGCUGUCACUCUCCCGUGUCCAUCGUAUCUUCAACCAAAACGUGUCAGCUCGAAGUCUAGCCAGCGACUAUGUCAUGCCAAAUGGUUAACAAACGCUCGCCUGCCAUAAUAAAUACGAGAGGAGAAGUCACUGUCGGAUUGAGGUGGAUUAGACCAGUUGAAGUCACUUGCACAAGACAUCAACUCUCUGGUUUUCCGACGAUGAAGCGACCCAAGAAGGAACAAUAAGAUGUGAGCGAUUCAUGGCUUUGUUAGAAAUGUUGAAUUGUGGCAACCCAAUUCAGCGACUGACAUGAACAAAAUAAUUUGUCUGGGAAGCUGAUGCCACGGUUCCAUAUGCAGAGAAGCCUUUAGACCCGACAAGUGGCGCAUGCACCCUACUAGAGCGUUUGGCCAGUAACCGAAAGGUUGCUGGAUCGAAUCCCCGAGCUGACAAGGUAAAAAUCUGUCGUUCUGCCCCUGAGCAAGGCAGUUAACCCACUGUUCCCCGGGCGCCGAAGACGUGGAUAUCGAUUAAGAAAGCCCCCCGCACCUCUCUGAUUCAGAGGGGUUGGGUUAAAUGCGGAAGACACAUUUCAGUUUAAUACGUUCAGUUGGACAACUGACUAUGUAUCCCACUUUCCCUCAUAGGCUACCGAAAUGAGAAGACAGUAGACUGUUCAGGAAUGCGCUCAUUGGGAUUUGGCAUGUAUUUAACGCAGCAGAGAACUUUGCUUUAAUCGACGUACUUGUAUCAUGAUAUAAUAAUAGUUAUCCUAGGAACAUGGACAAAUCAUGCACAAGCUUUCCCUGAUGCGAUACUCUUCAAGUUCUCUUCAGAAUUGGAGCCAACCAUAUCGACACCGACAAAAAUUAAAGUUUGGACUGUGUGUUAAACCAGAACCGACAACCAAUUUCACGGGAACACCGCAUCAAUUUUAAAGCAUCUUCACAGACUCGCAUAGCGAGUCUGUGAGCAGGUGAGUGCGGGACCCUGUCUGCCCCACUGUCCAGCGACAUAAUGAGCUGGAGCUUCCUCACGCGGCUGCUGGAGGAGAUCCACAACCACUCCACCUUCGUGGGGAAGCUGUGGCUCACCGUGCUUGUCGUCUUCCGCAUCGUCCUCACCGCCGUCGGGGGAGAGUCCAUCUACUAUGACGAGCAGAGCAAGUUCAUCUGCAACUCGGGCCAGCCGGGCUGCGAGAAUGUCUGCUACGACGCCUUCGCGCCGCUAUCGCACGUCCGCUUCUGGGUCUUCCAGAUCAUCCUGGUGGCUAUGCCAUCUCUAAUGUACAUGGGCUACGCCGUCAACAAGAUCGCCCGGCUGGACGAGGACAAGGGCGGGGGAGGGUUGGCUACUGAGACAGGGGGAGGGGAUGGAGGUGGCUACACCCACCGGAGGCCCAGGAAGAUCUGCUUCGGGGCGCGGCAGCACCGGGGUAUAGAGGAGGACCAGGACCAGGACCAAGAGGAUGACCCUAUGAUCUACGAGGUGCCUGAGCCCGAGCCCCCUCGCCGGGUCGACCCGCUGGCCCCGCGGCCCAAGCCCAAGGUACGCCAUGACGGGCGGCGGCGUAUCCAGGGUGACGGGCUGAUGCGUAUCUACGUGCUGCAGCUGGUGACUCGCACGGCGUUGGAGGCAGGCUUCCUGGCGGGCCAGUACCUGCUGUACGGCUUCCGUGUGAUUCCCGUGUUCGUGUGCUCCUUCGAGCCCUGCCCCCACAGCGUGGACUGCUUCGUGUCGCGGCCCACGGAGAAGACCAUCUUCCUGCGCAUCAUGUACGGCGUCACGGUGCUCUGCCUCACCCUCAACGUGUGGGAGAUGCUGCACCUGGGCAUCGGGACCAUCUGUGACAUCAUCCGCCGUCGCCGCUGCCCACCCCAGGAGGACGAGUACCAGCUGGGGCUGCUGGGACCCAGCGUGGGGGUCUCCGUGGGGGUGCCCGGGCCGGAGCCGGGCGCAGGGGGAGGGGUGGUGGGGGAUGGGGGUGCUGAGUACGUGGGGUACCCGUUCUCGUGGAACGCCCCGUCAGCUCCGCCGGGCUACAACAUCGUGGUGAAGCCGGAACAGAUCCCUUACACGGACUUGAGCAAUGCCAAGAUGGCGUGCAAGCAGAACCGGGCCAACAUCGCCCAGGAGGAGCAGCAGCAGUUUGGAAGCAACGAGGAUAAUUUCCCCACGGGAGGGGAGGCCCGCGUGGCCCUCAACAAGGACAUGAUCCUGCAUGCCCAUGACCAGCUAGAGGCAGCCAUCCAGGCCUACAGCCAGCAGCACAGGGCAGAGGAACACCUGGGGGACAACCAUGAUGACAAGCCCCGAAGCAACAUCACCCAGGCCCAGCCUCAGCCGCAGCCUCAGCCUCACAAGGAGCGCAAGCACCGAUUCAAACACGGCAAGGGGGGCAGCAGUGGCGAAGGGACUGGAAGCAGCAGCAACAGCAGUAGUAGCAAGUCAGGGGUGGGCAAGCCUUCUGUGUGGAUUUGACCCCGUACACACACAAAUAGACAAACACACACACACACACUCCAGCCCUGGCCUGAGCCAGCACUGACGGAGCCCCAUAUCCGUGUAGUGUAUGUGUCAGUGAGGGAAGGGGUGGUCCCGAAAACACCAGCGCCAGCCCUGAAUGGAGGGCUGAGGUAGUGGGAUGUCAUGCUGUCUUUCUGUGGAUAUUUCAACACCAUGUUGUGCCUUUAAAAAUCCCACAAGCUGGAGGAGACUAGCCUACAGUAGUAAUAUGUCAGUGUGGACAGGUGAGGAGAGGUGUGUCAAGAGCAUUGGUGAUUUAUCAGCAGUUUGUCUUGCUUGUUUCUGUCUAACCUACAAGACCCCGACACAACUCUCUGAAACAGUCUCGAGUGUUUCUGAACUCUUCCAGUUCUGAAGCAGACACUUGUUCUCUGUUGUCUUCCUACUGUCCAGUCUUCCAGGUAGCCUGACGACUCACACUAAAUGAUUCUGUAGUUCGCUGCAUACUUUAGUCUGAGCCUGCCAUCAUUGAAGUCGUUUGUGGUGACGAAGGGCACGUGGGGCAAUGUACAAAACAAAGUCAUCAGCGAUUGGAUCCUCUCUAACCAAUCAGAGUCCAUGAGGAAUUUUCAAACUGCCGCUUUACCCACGUGUGUUCUGGCUCUGGUCCAACCCAUCGGUUUCUGGACCAAUCAGAUGGCCUCGAAUGUGUUGGCAUUCGGUGAAGGGUCAGAUCCAGACUCAUUGAGGAGAAGAAACUAACGUCUGUGGGCGUGGUGUAGCGUUUGGCCGGAGCAAGGAUUCUGGGCAGCCAGGCAAGUCUUCCAGAGGAUAUUGGGCUGAGAAAAUUACUAAAUUGUUAUCACCAUCUCUUUUCUGAUCCAUUUAUUUCUGAUCCAUUUAUUUAUAUCCUGUCCAUUCUCUUGGUGAUCCUGAUUUCCAUUCCAGAUUUCGAUCAAGAUAAUCUGCUGGCUGACUUUCUGCAAAGUCACUGACUUCAUAAUACAUUGGCAUCAGAAUGAAUCGACAUCGUAAUGCAAUGGCAUCAUAAUGCAAUGAAUGACAUCGCAAUACAAAAACCGUAUAAAACAAUGACUUUAUAAUGCAAUGACAUCAUAAUGCAAUGAAUGACAUUGUAAUACAAAGACAGUAUAAAACAAUGGCUUUAUAAUGCAAUGGCAUCAUAAUGCAAUGAAUGACAUCAUAAUACAAAGACAGUAUAAAACAAUGACUUUAUAAUGCAUUGACAUCAUUAUGCAAUGAAUGGCAUUGUAAUACAAAGACAGUAUAAAACAAUGACUUUAUAAUGACAUCAUAAUGCAAUGAAUGACAUCAUAAUACAAAGACAGUAUAAAACAAUGACUUUUAAUGCAAUGACAUCAUAAUGCAAUGACAUCAUGAUGCAAUGGCUUCAGAAUGCAGGGAUAAUAAUGAAAAGGUCAAUCACAAUGUCGAUGUUCAAAUUCCCUGAAGGCUAUUGUCUGUCUAUUUUCUCUCCAAGGUCACUGAUGUUUAAUGUGUGUGUGACUUUAUAUUUGACCCAUGCCAAGUCUUUGAGUGCAUGCAUCUUCCAGGUGGAGGGACUGUUCAUGGCUUGAUCAGAUGAAAGUGGUCAGGGAGAUGGUUGAUGGAGACAGUCUGGUGAAGAGGGCUACUCUUGUAGCCACUGGAGUUCCCCCUCCUUCACAAUGUUUAUGAGAAGCAAUUAUUCUCACCAUUAAUUGAUACCAUUUAUUGACAACUCCCUGUGUAAACCUGCACUCUUUUCACUUUAUUUUCUCUGUGUUUCUCCGUCUCUAGUUCUCUCCAGUUUGGACCUGUGUAAGGUUCUCUCAGUACUGGGUUGACAUGUUAUCUGUCUGGUUAUUGAGUGCCCCCUGGUGGUACAGCUUUUAAACUAAGGAUUUAUCAUCCCCUUAGUACAAUAUUACUUACUUUCAUUUGGUGUUUUACUAGUACUAACUAAUGUCGAGUUACCAAUGAUCACCCAGCAUUCCAAACACCUGAAGUUAGUCUCUCCAGUUACACUGUAGCCUACUGUUUCCUUUUCAACCUCUUCCUACCAAGAGUCUUCCUUACAGUGUUCUAUAUGAGACCAACAAGGCUGGAAUACAAACAGCUCUCUAAGCUAGCCGUGUUGAUGAAGAUCUGCCUCUCUGUUCUCCUCUGUCCAAGUAUUUCUCUGAACUGCCAUAUAGGCUGCGUCCCAAAUAGCACCCUAUUCCCUAUGGGCCCUGGUCAAAAGUACUGCAAUAUAUAGGGAAUAGGGUGCCAUUUGGGAUGAAGCUGUAGAGACCAAACACUGUUAGUGUGAUGACGGCAGCGUCACUGCCAUUGCCAAGACGACGUCAUGUAGCUUUGCCAAGGAAUACUGUGGCCAUGCUACCUGAAUCACAAAGGAGAAGAACCUGUGUGCUGUAUGUGAGACCAAUCCUUUGUAUUUUUUGUAAAAGUCGCUCUUUUUUCUAUUAUGUGUAAGUGUGUUUUGGUGUGUUUUGGGAGGUCUAAGUUAAAUUGGUUUCUGUUUGUUUUUUUUUUGUUUUUUUGACCAGUGGUGUUUUUCAAACAAUUUUUUUUUCUUCAAUAAUGAUUUUUAAAAUAAACAAUAAAGAUUGUUUUUACAGAUAAUUUCUUCGAGAUUUUUUUUUCUUUCAUUGCCUUCAAAUUGGACAAAUAAUAUAUUUUUUAUAGGUACAAUAGUUGUGUAUCAUGUUGUUGAUGUGUAAAAUAAAAACUGUAAUUGCCAAAUGUA